This is a messenger RNA of Sarcophilus harrisii (Tasmanian devil), 2255 nucleotides long. It is a transcript of the gene CLUL1, whose product is annotated as clusterin like 1. NCBI's taxonomy places the organism in Eukaryota, Metazoa, Chordata, Mammalia, Dasyuromorphia, Dasyuridae. The record is from RefSeq and is a predicted model, not a curated record. The transcript is spliced from 8 exons. Bases 666 to 2255 code for a protein of 529 amino acids.
AAGAAAACAAAUGCAUUUGCAAAAUUCCUAGUAUAUAUGUUGUUGAAGUGGGCACACGUUUGCAAAAUUCUAAGAACUAUAUCCCUACAUAUAUAAUAAGGAGUCAUAGACUCUACAGAGAACAGACAAAACUUUGAGGCAGUCCUAGUUUUGUUGACCUUAUCAUAUGUGGUAUUAUCAACACUAAGGUAUUUUGUUGUUGUUUUUAAAGAGGGAAAAUUAUAAAUAGCUCUUUCUGCUUCUAUAACAAUAAGUAAAUUAGAAAAAUUUCUGUAUAAAACCAAUUUUAAAAUUACUACUUGGGGAAAGCAAUUUUAUUGGCUACAUCUUCACCUUUCUUAGAUGUUUUUGCAUUUAACAAAAUUAAUUUAAAAAUAGUUUUGAGGCCUUACAUUAGCUGAUGAAUUUGGGAAUAAUAUCCUUCCAUAGCCACCAGCAUGAAUAUAAAUACAAUUAUUUUUGCUUUUUGAUAUCAAUUUCAGGCUUUUCAAUACCCCUAAAUAGAAGCAUUAAAACAAGUAUAUGUGGUCUCAGCUUAUAAAGUGAAGUGGCUGACUUUCAACAGAAACAUGUUUUGGAGUAACAUAUGUUUCCAUUUGAUACUGAAUUGAAAAUAACAACCUAAAGGCUAGCACUUAAUUUAGGUUUAUUUUUCUUUUUCAGUAAUGGGGAACAUGAAGCUUCCAAUUCUGAUGUUUACUGUGCAUCUGUUAUGGUGGAAAAGCUGUCAGUGUGCACCUACUUGGAAAGAUACAACUGAGCUGGAUGAAAAUCUAAAGGGCUUGUCUGUGGCUGGAGAACAAUAUGUAGAUGAAGAGGUGAAGAAAGCUUUGAUUGGAAUUAAGCAGAUGAAAAUCAUGAUGGAAAGAAAUGAAGUAAAACACAAAGAGCUAAUGAAAACCUUGAAGAAAAGCAGUAAAGAAAAACAGGAGGCCCUUCAACUUAUGAAUGAAGUCAAAGAAAGACUGGAAGAAGAGGAAAGACAAUGCCAGGUGUCUUUGACAGGUUCAUGGGAUGAGUGCAAGUCUUGUCUGGAAAAUAGCUGCAUGAGAUUUUAUACAACCUGCCAACUAAGUUGGUCUUCUGUGAUAAAUAAGAUUGAAAGCUUUUUCAAGAAAAUGCCUCAAUCAAUUUUUCCUUUUUAUGAGGAUGAAGGCAAAGCACUCCCUAUCACUGGAAAGGCAAAUGAGGAAGAUGCUCUGUUAAACCAAAUGGAGGGCACAUUUAGCCAACUGGCCGUGGAUGUGAACACACUAUUCAACAGAAGCACCGAUGUCUUCAAACAGAUACACCAAGAAUUUGACCAGGGUUUCCAAACAUAUUUCAUCUCAGAUAUAGACUCAACAGAACCCUACUUCCUGCCGGCUUUCUCAGAGACAAUUCCCCCAAAUAUUAAUCUUCUGAAUAGCUGGGAGAUACCCAAUUUCUUUCAAUUGCUUUUUGAUUUCAGCAAAUCAGCUUUGGCAGGUAUUGGUGAAAUGAUUACUGAAAUGCUAAAAGGAAUGAAGGAUUUGCCUGAACAAGUAAAAGAGCCCAACAAAGGAGGCAUGUUUUCAGAGAUUUUUCCUGGACGUACUAGAGUACCAUGUAAAGAGCUUAGUCAGAAUUUGUCUAGAUGUUUUGAUUUUCGCAAAAGAUGCCAAAAAUGUCAAGAAAACCUCUUGCAAGACUGCCCUGAUGUCCCUGAGCUGCACAUGAAGUUUGAUGAAGCCUUUAAACUGGUUAACAUUUCUGAGCAGCAAUAUGCUCAGAUUUUCCAGAUGACCCAGCAUCACAUGGAAGACAUGAUAUUGAUGAUGGGGAAAAUGAGGGAAAAGUUUGCAUGGGUAACUGAACUCUCUCACUGGACCAUAGGACCAAAAAAUAUCUUCAAUAUUAUAAAGGUAGAUCCAAGAACAGAUGAAGGAAAGUCUACUAAUUCAAAUGACACUCUGCUAGAAGUGACUAUCCUAACUUCACCAACUUUCACCAUCAAAGUCCCCCAGGAUGACAACAUAGAUAACUCCAAUUUCAUUGAAUAUGUGGUUGGGAAAGCUUUACAAUAUUACAAGCAACAUUCUGAGUCUGGUACCGAGUGUGAGCAGGGGGGAGCCUCGGGAGAGCAGAGGGGGAGGGCUGCCAGGCCGCUCUCGCGGACGUCCCAUCCCCCCCGAGGGCCGGACUCCGGGUCUCUGAGGCGGAAAUUCCGUUUUAGUUUGCAGCAGCAGGAAGAGGAAUUGCCUAAAUCGAGAAAAAGGCGCCAAACAGAGGGCUGA